Messenger RNA from Bolinopsis microptera, 2369 nucleotides. RefSeq lists its product as uncharacterized. Gene Ontology annotation, biological process: cilium movement involved in cell motility. NCBI's taxonomy places the organism in Eukaryota, Metazoa, Ctenophora, Tentaculata, Lobata, Bolinopsidae. The transcript has 12 exons. Gene Ontology annotation, molecular function: dynein intermediate chain binding; dynein light intermediate chain binding; minus-end-directed microtubule motor activity. The coding region runs from base 187 to 1986 and encodes 599 amino acids. The record is from RefSeq and is a predicted model, not a curated record. Gene Ontology annotation, cellular component: dynein complex; 9+2 motile cilium.
ACCAUUACUGCUUUCCUUCUCUUCUUCAUUUUACAAAUCGUCCAGUCUUAUUAAGAUAAUUGGUAUACUUCACAAAACUAAAUCAAAUGCUUCAUUUUGAUAGCGGAUGAACCAAAACUUUGUGAUCGUUUUUUUGUCGGGAAAAUCAGUUUCAAUUUUGUUAUUAUUUUUUGUUUUAUUCACACAAUGGCAGAAUUUUGUUUAAGAGUUAAAGACAGAAAAUCUUUUGCAACUGAAAUCAGAUGUGGAGAGGAUGAGUGUUGUUAUGUGGACCGAGUGUUCACCCUGAUCACAGAACAGCCCCCUCCUACAAACUGUCUGCAUGUUUGGGGGAGGUGUCUGCAACUUUCCCCCGUGGUCGGCCUCGCAGGCCUCUCAGAUCUGGAGAAGAUCUGGCUGAUCGUUCUGUGUGUCCUGAUCUUCAUAGUGCUCCUCGUUAUCAUAUACUUCGCCACCAGGAUUGUCACUCAGAAGAAGGGAACGAAGAAGAGGAGUGUGGGGACGGAAUCUAACAUUGUUAUUAACGUGGAGGCUACGGAAAUGAAGCCUAGACUGGUGGAAGCAGCUCAGACUGUAGCCUGUAAUGCUGGGUUACACGGGAUACAAAGUGUCAGAACUGAUUCCCAGGAAAAGGAACCAGAUAAUUUAAAAGAGAAACUUACUCUUCUCAUACAAGCCAGAGAGGAAGAAAAGUUGGCAGCUUUUUUAGAAACAGUUGAGGGUUACUAUGAGGGUCAAAUAGAUCAGAGCUCACUCCUAAAGGCUAAAGGAGUACUGAAGGCUUGGAAGAUAGAGAGUGAGCUGCAGAACUAUUGUGAUAAGACAGAGUGUUUGCAGCCAGGCGAGGUGGUAGGAUUACAGCGGUGUUUGGAGGAGUCCUCCCAUCACGACAACCACAUUUACUCCAUCAUCAUCAGACACGCUAAGAGGAGACUUAGCUCAGAGCUGGGAAAACAGAACAUGAUCAACGAGCUGAAAGUACAGAUGAAGGAGGCGAUGCACAGUAACGAUUUGGAACAGUUGGAAAAGUUGGUGGACAUUAUCAGAGCUAAGCAGCUGGACCGCGAAUUUGAGACGGAACUUUGGUAUGCACAAUGCCAGUUUGAGAAGAACAGUAAGAAUCGGCUGCUGCAAGUUGUAGAGCGGGAUUUGUCUGCUGCCAUGGAAUGUAGGGACUCAGCUGCUCUAAACAGGGCUAUUCAGCGAGCGGAACAAAGUGAGGAUCGGAUAAAAUUGACCAAACAAAUGGAUGAAGCAAAAAGAGCACUGGGGGAGUUACGAGAAUUGGAGAAACUAAAGAACCUACACAAACUGAAGAUAACUAACGCUAUUAGGAGUAAGGUUAUUCAGAGAAUGGAACAAACUUUACAUGAUGUGAAGGUGGAUGGGUUUGGCGAAGAUUUAAAAGCGGAGAUAUGCGACCUGGAAAUGGCUUUGAAACGAAAGUAUUUGCAAAAGCGCUUGAAAGGAAACCUGAAUGUUGCUAUCCAGAAUCUAGAUCUAGUUCGGUUAAGACGCGCUAUAAAUGAGGCCACCACUGCUGGAUUUCUUUCGGAAUUAGGCAUCGAGCUUGAUGAGGCGCAGGGGUUGUUGUCAAAACUAGAAAGAUUGGAACUUAUCAAGAAAGCAGUAAUGGAACUGACAAAUGGGCACAUUGCUGAAAUCAAGAGUUACAGUGCUCCACCAGUGCAGGUUCACAAAGUGUUGAUGGCGUUGCUGAUAGUACUUGGGGAGGAGCCUGAACUUGUCAGAGACUGGUUCGAGAUUCAGGUACUGCUGGUGAAGACAGGUAAAUUGUCGCUGAAGAGGAGAAUACAGGAGUAUAACGCGGGAAAUCUGAGCACUAGUAGCGCUAAACGAGCAGCUAACAUCAUAGGGGACAUUCAGAGUGAAGAGUUGCACAGUAUAAGCAAAGCAGCUAAGGUAUUCUAUUUGUGGACCUCAGCUGUAGUUGAAGACCGGCUAGCUCAGGAUGUCAUCCAAUAAAAAAUAAAAACAUAUAUUUAAAACAAUUACCUAACACUGGAUUUGUUUUUAGUCACUCGGUACUGUAACCUGAUCUGCCGAGCAGAAAAUAUUUGCUGCUGGAAGGAAUUAGCGUUUCGUUUUUUCAGUUUUAUUUUGUUUUAUCGAAUUGACGUAAAUAAUUUUGAAUUAAUUUACUUAUACUGUUCCAAGAUCAUGAAAAGAGGAGCUCAGUCAAAAAUUGUUGAAAAUUCACGAGAUUUUUUAUUACAUUUGUUUACCCAUGUAUUUUGUGGGAAAAAAUAUUUAAUUUUAGAUUUAAUUUUCAAUUUUUGUGUUCCUCGUGUUCGAUGUCAAUAAUUAAUCAAACUUUAAUGACAACAACUUUAUACAAAAUUUUAUAA